Penicillium antarcticum is the source of this 981-nucleotide messenger RNA. RefSeq lists its product as uncharacterized. Gene Ontology annotation, biological process: regulation of DNA-templated transcription. The record is from RefSeq and is a predicted model, not a curated record. Bases 1 to 981 code for a protein of 326 amino acids. NCBI's taxonomy places the organism in Eukaryota, Fungi, Ascomycota, Eurotiomycetes, Eurotiales, Aspergillaceae. Gene Ontology annotation, cellular component: nucleus. The transcript has 2 exons. Gene Ontology annotation, molecular function: transcription cis-regulatory region binding; DNA-binding transcription factor activity, RNA polymerase II-specific.
AUGACUAUGGAGAGAUCGAAACCAACCCCCAGCUCAAGCAGCACCUAUGGCCAGGCCUGCACCCCUUGCUACAAGGCAAAGUGCCGAUGUGUUCGCCUUGGCAAAAGGUGUGAGGCAUCAGAGUCGGUUCGCAAGCGUAACACUUCAACAAACCCAGCCGAUGUGUCCGAUACGCGCAUCGCUCGGCUAGAAGACAAGAUGGAGAGCUUGCUUUCUGCAAUGACAGCUUUUAUCGGUACUCCAGGGGGUUCUGGGUCUUCAAUCAACAUUCUGCAGACCCCUUCCCUCCAAGGAGACAGCAUUUCGUCAGCCACCUCUUACUCAAAUAGCGCUCUGAUAACCCCCACGAGCACGACUCUGGGCUUCAAUGAGGGGCCUGCUUUUUCGGCGAAAUCGAUGAACACCGUAACGUCAAAUUCAAAUCCGCUGUUUGUGUCUAAUCCUUAUUCUCUGUCGCCUUCUAUUCCAUCGGCAAAUCAACCAGACGAGCGGCUCAAUUUCUUCCGAUCUCGCAUGCUGCCAUCUUUCCCUUUUCUCAACCUUACCCCAGAUAUGACGAGCUGGUAUCUGCGUCAAAACAGGCCAUUCUUGCUCCAAGCCAUUCACACCGUUACCACUUUCUCGACACAGGAAAGAUUUGUUCAAUCUGAGGAACUGAAGCGUCUUCUGUUCACAUCUGCUUUCAUCAAAGUCGAGUCAAAUAUCGAUCUGCUGCUUGGACUACUAACUUAUCUAGCAUGGAGUACCGACGCCUUUCUCGGCAGGGCAGAUCUGAUCUCUCGUCUCAUGAUGCUCGCCAUCUCAAUGAUAUACGAUCUGCGGUUGUUUAAGCCAUCCUCGCCAGAUGUGCAAGUCAUGAUGACUAUUACCCAGGGGCGGGAUGAAGAGGGUCACAUCCCCGGCGACGAAACACCCUAUGACUUAUUGGAAAGGCAGCGGGCAGUACUGGCAUGUUUUAUUUUGAGCUCGAAGUGCGUAUAA